Molecule: messenger RNA, 1632 nt
Organism: Arthroderma uncinatum
Lineage: Eukaryota; Fungi; Ascomycota; Eurotiomycetes; Onygenales; Arthrodermataceae
Product: U3 small nucleolar RNA-associated protein 15
Exons: 1
Coding region: 1-1632 (543 amino acids)
Biological process (GO): positive regulation of transcription by RNA polymerase I; rRNA processing
Cellular component (GO): nucleolus
Molecular function (GO): protein binding
Source: RefSeq, a predicted model, not a curated record
AUGGCGGCACCCAUCCUCCCUCUGCCGCAGGUGAAGCUGCCCACCACUCCCACCACGCGGCUCACCCCCGAACAGCUCUACUGGCGCUCCUUCAAGUCUCUUUUACUCCUGUCCUCGCCAUCAAACACGCCGAUAACGCACAUAUCUCAGCCUCUCGCACCCACAUCUUCAUCUUCACCCGCCGCUUUACAGCCACCAGAUAUCUUCACCGUAACCACGGGGGCGCGAGUCCAGAUAUACUCAAUUAGGACCCGCAAGCUGCUAAAGACUAUCACCCGUUUCGACGACAACACUCGCUGCUCAGACGUCCGUUUUGACGGCCGUGUUCUAGUUGCCGGAGAUGAGACGGGAGCCAUACAGGUAUUCGACGUAAACUCGCGGUCUAUCCUCCGGACAUGGAAGGAACACAAGCAGCCAACAUGGGUAGCGAAAUUCUCGCCCUCUUCAGCGACAGAUCUAUUGACAGCCAGUGACGACCGGACAGUUCGAUUAUGGGAUCUACCCAGUGAAAAGAGCGUGAGAAGCUUUACUGGGCAUGCAGACUACGUUCGAAGCGGUGCUUUUAUGCCCGGGGCUCAAUCGUCGAAUUUGGUUAUUUCUGGCAGUUAUGAUCAGACAGUCAGGCUGUGGGAUACUAGGGCUGAAGGCCGGGCGGUGAUGACGUUUAAGCUACCCGCGCCGGUGGAGAGUGUGCUCCCCAUGCCCCUAGGCACAACUGUGUUGGCCUCCGCCGACAAUCAGAUUGCCGUUCUAGACGUCGUUGCUGGAAAGCCGCUACACAUGAUCAACAGUCACCAGAAGACCGUCACCUGCUUGUCAGUGGCCUCUCAAGGAAACAGAGUCAUGAGUGGUUCGCUAGACGGACAUAUGAAGGUCUUCGAGACAACCGGCUGGAAUGUCGUUGGAGGCACCAAAUACCCAUCUCCCAUCCUUUCCUUGGGGGUAAUUACCUCCGGCCCCCAGCGUGAGGACAAACACGUCGUAGUAGGUAUGCAGUCAGGUGUCCUCUCGAUUCGCACGCGGUUCUCGGGUGAGCAGAAGGUCCGCGAACGUGAGCGAGAACGAGAAAUGAAAGCGCUGCUAGAAGGCAAAUUGGAAGAACACGAUCGCCAAGUCGCAAAGGAGAACAAGAAAAAGGCCCGUGGCCAGGGUUGGGAGAAGCGGCUACGCGGCAUGGACUUUGUUGGCGAAGGAAUCGAUAUUGUCAUCGACCCUGACCAGAACGGAAAGAAGAAACGAAAGCGCGAAAAGGGCUGGGAAAACGAUCUCCGCAAGGGCAGGUAUAGCACCUCGUUAGACACUGUGCUCGAGUCGGGUGAUAAGAUUACUAUCAUCACACUACUAACCGCUCUGCGGCAUCGGGCUGCUCUACGUACCGCUUUGGCUGGCCGCGACGAAGCAACCUUGCAGCCUAUUUUACAAUGGGUUUAUAAGUCUAUCACCGAUCCGCGACUAGUCGAUUUAAGCGUUGAAGUGUCUAUGAAUAUUCUAGAUAUCUACUCCGCGCAUCUUGGGCAGUCAGUACAUAUUGAUAAUAUGGUGCAUAAGCUUCAUCGACGGGUCAAGGAGGAGGUUGAUCGAGCCCAGCAAGCGUGGCAGACAAAGGGGAUGCUGGAUAUGCUAAAGGCAUGA